AGCCGACUGGAUGAGAAAAGAUAGAGACCGGAAAUGGUCCUGUUUCUUCCUGUCCUAAAUUCGGAGUCAGCGCCCCCAGUGGUCCGGAGGGGAAGUGACGUUGUUGCGGGGAAGAUGGCUACCGCGGCGACUACCCCAUCGUCAGCCACGGCCUCGGCCACGGCCAGGGCCACGGCAGCGGCUCUCGGCGAGGUGGAGGAUGAAGGGCUCCUGGCGUCGCUGUUCCGGGACCGCUUCCCCGAGGCCCAGUGGCGCGAGCGGCCCGAUGUGGGCCGCUACCUCCGGGAGUUGAGCGGCUCGGGGCUGGAGCGGCUGCGGCGCGAGCCCGAGCGCCUGGCGGAGGAGCGGGCGCAGCUGCUGCAGCAGACACGCGACUUGGCCUUCGCCAACUACAAGACCUUCAUCCGCGGCGCCGAGUGCACCGAGCGCAUCCACCGCCUCUUUGGCGACGUGGAGGCAUCGCUCGGCCGCCUGCUCGACCGCUUGCCCAGCUUCCAGCAGAGCUGCAGGAACUUUGUGAAGGAGGCCGAGGAGAUCAGCUCCAACCGUCGGAUGAAUAGUCUGACCCUAAACCGGCACACAGAAAUUUUGGAAAUACUGGAGAUUCCUCAGCUCAUGGACACCUGUGUCCGGAACAGUUAUUAUGAAGAGGCCCUGGAGCUUGCAGCCUAUGUACGCCGACUGGAGAGGAAAUACUCUUCCAUCCCUGUCAUCCAGGGCAUCGUGAACGAAGUACGCCAGUCCAUGCAGCUGAUGCUGAGCCAGCUGAUCCAGCAACUGAGGACCAACAUCCAGCUCCCCGCCUGCCUCCGUGUCAUUGGCUACCUGCGGCGCAUGGAUGUCUUCACUGAGGCUGAGUUGAGGGUGAAGUUUCUUCAGGCCCGAGAUGCUUGGCUCCGGUCCAUCCUGACUGCCAUUCCUAAUGAUGAUCCCUAUUUCCAUAUCACAAAAACCAUCGAGGCCUGCCGUGUCCAUCUCUUUGAUAUCAUCACCCAGUACCGUGCCAUCUUCUCAGAUGAGGACCCACUGCUGCCCCCUGCCGUGGGUGAGCACACCGUGAAUGAGAGUGCCAUCUUCCAUGGCUGGGUGCUACAGAAAGUCUCACAGUUCCUGCAGGUGCUGGAGACCGACCUUUACCGGGGCAUAGGGGGCCGCCUGGACUCUCUGCUGGGCCAGUGCAUGUACUUUGGGCUGUCCUUCAGCCGGGUGGGAGCUGAUUUCCGCGGUCAGUUGGCUCCUGUUUUCCAGCGGGUGGCCAUCAGCACUUUCCAGAAAGCAGUUCAGGAAACAGUGGAGAAAUUCCAGGAAGAAAUGAACUCCUACACACUCAUCUCAGCUCCAGCCAUCCUGGGAACCAGUAACAUGCCUGCUGUUGUGCCAGCCACCCAGCCAGGGACGCUGCAGCCACCCAUGGUGCUCCUAGAUUUCCCACCCCUCGCCUGCUUCCUCAACAAUAUUCUGGUCGCCUUCAAUGAUCUGCGCCUCUGCUGCCCUGUGGCCCUGGCGCAGGAUGUGACUGGGGCCUUGGAAGAUGCCCUUGCCAAGGUAACUAAAAUAAUCCUGGCCUUCCAUCGCGCUGAAGAGACUGCCUUCAGCAGAGGGGAGCAAGAGCUCUUCGUCCAGUUCUGCACUGUCUUUCUGGAAGACCUUGUUCCAUAUUUAAAUCGCUGUCUCCAAGUCCUUUUUCCACCAGCUCAGAUAGCACAGACUUUAGGCAUUCCUCCCACUCAGCUCUCCAAGUAUGGAAACCUCGGGCAUGUGAACAUCGGCGCCAUUCAAGAGCCCCUCGUCUUUAUCCUGCCAAAGAGAGAGACGCUCUUCACCCUGGAUGACCAGGCGCUGGGGCCUGAGCUCACAGCUCCAGCACCAGAGCCUCCCUCCGAGGAGCCACGCCUGGAUCCCGCGGGCCCAGCCUGCCCGGAGGGAGGGCGAUCGGAGGUGGACGCGGAACCGCCCAGCGUGGGGCCCUAGCCGGCGUCCCCAGCCUCCAGAACGCGGGCUGGACCCCAAUGGAGAACAGGUGGCGUGGCAGGCGAGCGGGUGGGCAGCCCGCAUCAUCCAGCACGAGAUGGACCACCUGCAGGGCUGCCUGUUUAUUGACAAAAUGGACAGCAGGACAUUCACAAACGUGUGUUGGAUGGAGGUGAAUGACUAAAGCUUUGCUACUGGGGCUGAGGAUUCCGGAUACCAAGACGCACACUCUUCCACUUUGAGCUGGGCACAUCUUACUUCGCAUCAACUUGGAUGGCUUGCAUAUGACAGGAAACUUGACUGCCAAGGCAUGGCAGACUGAGCUGGAGGAAGAUGUCAGAAAUGUUUGCCCUGAAAUCAGCUAUGAACGGAAUGUUGUUUACAACUUGAGGAGAAAAAUCACCCCCAAAGGAGUGGACGUUUCCUGACAAUUCUGUAUGGAGGAAGGUGGGGUAACUGCAUUCGUCUGCAGUAGACACGAGUUCCUCGGACCUGUAUAAUCUCCCAAAGCCAAGGUUUGGUAAUAAUGUAGCCCCUAAAUAUCUGAAAGCUGUCUUUAAAAAUGCAGGUAAGCGUGUGAUUGGC
Messenger RNA from Mandrillus leucophaeus (drill), 2556 nucleotides. RefSeq names its product component of oligomeric golgi complex 8 (gene COG8). Gene Ontology annotation, cellular component: COG complex. Lineage: Eukaryota; Metazoa; Chordata; Mammalia; Primates; Cercopithecidae. The transcript is spliced from 6 exons. The record is from RefSeq and is a predicted model, not a curated record. The coding region runs from base 34 to 1971 and encodes 645 amino acids. Gene Ontology annotation, biological process: intra-Golgi vesicle-mediated transport.